AGUGCAUGUCACCAUAGAAAUUAUUAUCUGCUGCAUGCUACAGCUGCCUUGCUAGAAUCUUUGAAAUUUGGCUCAUGACUGACUUCGAUUCUGUUUUAUAAGCAAUGGAGGUGAAAUCGCAUACACUCUCGCAUCGAACUGAAGUGUUUAGGUCCAAGCUCAUAGAAGAUUUCCAAAUCCUUGAGAGCCUCAGCGAGCAGGGAAGCAAGAAAGUCCCUAUAUACACCUCUGCUGACAUAACUAAGACUGGUGUCUUGGACAAAGUACUGCUUGAGAACCCCGAGCAGAUGAUCAAAUUGAAGAUAUACCAGCGUGAUAAGAUCAAAGAGAUAGACAGCAAUGUUGACCGCAGACUCAUCCGGGUCAAGAAUCAAAAUAAUAUACCUUUGGGCGUCUGGGCGUCUUGGGUUGUGGAGAGCAGAGUGUUUCAAAACAUGCUGUUGAUUCUCAUCAUCGUAAACGGCAUCUCCAUAGGCGUUGAAGGAGAGCUGCCAGUGACGAAUGAUUUUGGGAUUGGCAUUCUAAAGACGCUCUUGGACUUCAUUGAUUCAUUCUCAGUGAUUGUUUUCAUCACAGAAAUUGUCCUCAAGUGGAUUGAUAACUUCAGAAGAUUCUGGAAGAACCCAUGGAACAUCUUUGAUUUUGUUGUGACAGUUGUUAGUGCAGUUCCUCUAAUUAUAAUGUUGCUAACUAAUGCCAGAACCUCUCAAUUUACCGUCAUUACAAAGCAGUUGGCCGUCUUCAGAAUUAUUAGGGCUCUGAAAAUGAUUGCUCAGUUUGGUAGCCUCAGGAUAAUUGUACUGACAGUGUUGCAAGCGUUUAAGUCAUUGCUGUUUAUUGGGAUUCUUCUCUUCGUGGUAACCUACAUCUUUGCUAGCGCUGGAGUCAUCUUAUUCGAAGCCUACACGAUGUCACAGAGAGCAGACCUACAAUAUUCUCGCAGCUUCAGUUCCUUGGUGGAUGCCACCAUAACGCUGUUUCAAAUUUUUACUCUGGACCAGUGGUAUGUGAUCUACAAUGAUCUCAUCAAGGUCAUCCACCCAGUAUUUGCCUGCACUUACAUCCUUCUGUGGGUCUGGAUAGGAGCAUUCUUGUUUAGAAACCUCUUUGUUGGAAUAAUGGUGAAUAAUUUCCAGACCAUAACUGAAGAGUUAGCUCGUAAGCAAGAGAAUAUGGACCAGAAUGAUGAGCUUGCGAAGUUGAGAGAAGAUCUCCAUAAUGAAUUGACUAUGCAUGAGGCCAAAAUGACCAACGCCAGAAAGUCAAUAUUUGUUCCGGCAUCUUCUGGUCAUUCAGCUUCUGGUCAUUCAGCUGGCUGCAGUACAAUUGGAAGUGGGGGAGGAGCUGAGUUGAGACAGCAGAUCAGCCAAAUGAUGCAAGCGGAAAAAAGGAUUUCUUCUGGAUGGGAUAAAAUUGUGCAAUCACAUCUUAUGGGUCUGUCUAGCAGCCCAGGUGAAACCUUGUGGCCCCGAGACACAUUGUUCAAGUACUACCAAGUAUUGGAGCUUCUAGUGGAGAAUCUGGACGAGUAUGAAAAGCUUCAAAAGCUUGCAAAUGAUUGCCUGAUUAAUCUUCAUGACAGUGAUCCCUGAAUAAAACUGGUGCUCCAACUAACUUAACUACUUCAGUAUUAGAUUAGUUGUAUAAUUAUUCUAUUAUGCCGUAUAACAUAUUUAAUUCUUCAUGCACUGUAAUACAACAUUCCUCCC
Messenger RNA from Halichondria panicea, 1709 nucleotides. RefSeq names its product cation channel sperm-associated protein 2-like. The record is from RefSeq and is a predicted model, not a curated record. Gene Ontology annotation, molecular function: calcium-activated cation channel activity. The transcript has 15 exons. The coding region runs from base 105 to 1592 and encodes 495 amino acids. Gene Ontology annotation, cellular component: membrane; CatSper complex. Gene Ontology annotation, biological process: fertilization; flagellated sperm motility; transmembrane transport. Lineage: Eukaryota; Metazoa; Porifera; Demospongiae; Suberitida; Halichondriidae.